AAGAGGAAGUAAGAUGCGAGUGGCUUUCUUGUCGUUAGGGUUACUGUGUUUGGUCGGACUUGCGGCUGGACAUGGGGAAGUGAAGGGCUUUUUUAAAUUCUUUUUCGAUUUCGAAAACAAGCGCCAGUAUGAGCGCAUUGUAGGUGGCACAACAGUGACGAUCGCGAGGUACCCGUUUGCACUAUCCCUGCGGCGCUACUCGAACCACAUUUGCUCGGCUACGGUCAUUUCGGCAAAUUUUGCAGCUACGAGCGCUCACUGUACGGCCCCGCUUAAAAGUCUUACCGGUCUAACGCUUUACGGUGGAUCCACGAGUCUCAAGACGGGCGGUACUUCCUUCCCAGUGGCCAGCAGCAUCGUGCAUCCCAACUACAACCCGGAAACGUUCGAUUUCGACGUAGCGGUGUUGCGCGUGCAAACCCCGUUCUCGUCGAAUCCUAACAUCGCGCCUGUGCAGUUGAUCGCGGCCGACACAAAGCUUGCCGAUCGCACCUCACUCAACGUUAUCGGUUGGGGUCGCACUAUGACGGGAGAAUCACUCUCACCUGCGUUACGGGCAACUUCGAUUCCUGCCAUUAGCAACGCUGUUUGCUCAGCGAUAUGGUCUGACACCAUCAUUACCGACAACAUGUUGUGCGCCGGUACAAAGGGCAAGGAUUCCUGCACGGGCGACAGUGGUGGUUCGUUGUUGCUACUCAGUAACAACUUUUUCUCACUGGUCGGAAUAGUGUCCUGGGGAUCCGCAUCGUGUGGUAGCGAGUAUCCUGGAAUUUACGCUCGCGUUGCAUCUCCAAAUAUUCGUAGCUUUUUGGCGCAGUACACUUGAUAUGGUAUCUGAUAGGAAAAAGUAUGGAAAAAGAAUGAGUUUUGAACU
Molecule: messenger RNA, 874 nt
Organism: Anopheles nili
Lineage: Eukaryota; Metazoa; Arthropoda; Insecta; Diptera; Culicidae
Product: trypsin-3-like
Exons: 3
Coding region: 14-826 (270 amino acids)
Biological process (GO): proteolysis
Molecular function (GO): serine-type endopeptidase activity
Source: RefSeq, a predicted model, not a curated record